CCCCUUUUUUCUCGACGACGUGUCCAGCAUAAUGAUCUAAAAGAUCAUUAGUUAAUCUUCGUCCCAGCAUUCAGAAAUCAAGUGGGGAAAAUGUCCACGAGACCGGAGGAACUUUGCGGAGAGAAAGAGGAACCCCCACGUCACCGACACUGGACUGAGUGCAAAUUAAUGCACACUAAGGUUGUUCUUCACAGACUUGAAGAUCUAUAUGUCAGCCAAACCUAUUAUCCUGAGCACCCGGAGUCUGCACGCAUCAAGGACGAGGAGGAAGAGUGGCCAUCCAUUAAGAAUGAGGAGGAGUUCGUAUCCAUUAAAGGUUUCAGAAGAUAUCUUGUUGCUGCGCGGCACGAGCCAGAAUCUUCUGGCGUUAAAGAGGAUGUUGAGCUCCCCCAAAUCAAAGAGGAGGAGGAGCCGGAGCCCUGUAAACAGAAGCAAUUUCCAAUUAAAAAGGAGGAGGAAUGGCUCCCAUGUGUUAAAAAAGAGGAAGAGGAGGAGCAUAUCACUCGGUCAAAUGGUGAGCCCUUGAAGAGUGAAGAUGGUCCGAGUGAGGCUGGCAGAGGGGCGGAGCCUCCAAGCCGCUGCAGCAGCAGCAACAGCUCAACAGAAGGAUUGCAGGCAGGCAUUUUCAUCGCUCUAUCAGACAGAAGUGGCACCACAUCACACUCACCUUACAAUGAUGAUGGUCAUAAGAAAUCUCACAGUGACAACAAACUCUGCAAAUGCUCUCAGUGUACCAAGCAAACUUGUCUUGCACAUAUGAGGAUCCACACUGGCGAAAAACCUUUUUCUUGCUCAGUUUGUGAUCAAAGAUUUGCUCUAAAGGGAACUCUAACAAAACACAUAAGAACCCACACUGGCGAAAAACCUUUUUCCUGCUCAGUUUGUGAUCAAAGAUUCGCUCGGAAGCAACACUUAAAACAACACACAAGAACCCACACUGGCGAAAAACCUUUUUCCUGCUCAGUAUGUGGUCAUAGAUUCGCUCAAAAACAAGACUUGAAAGUACACAUAAGAGCCCACACUGGCGAAAAACCUUUUUCCUGCUCAGUUUGUGGUCAAGGAUUCAGUUGCAAGAGCUCCUUAAAAAUACACGAAAGAACCCACACUGGCGAAAAACCUAUUUCCUGCUUAGUUUGUGAUCAAAGAUUCGCUUGGAAGCAACACUUAAAACAACACACAAGAACCCACACUGGCGAAAAACCUUUUUCCUGCUCAGUAUGUGGUCAUAGAUUCGCUCAAAAACAAGACUUGAAAGUACACAUAAGAACCCACACUGGCGAAAAACCUUUUUCCUGCUCAUUUUGUGAUCAAAGAUUCGCUCGGAAGCAACACUUGAAAAGACACAUAAGAGCCCACACUGGCGAAAAACCUUUUUCCUGCUCAGUUUGUGAUCAAGGAUUCAGUUGCAAGAGCUCCUUAAAAAUACACGAAAGAACCCACACUGGCGAAAAACCUUUUUCCUGCUCAGUUUGUGAUCAAAGAUUCGCUCGGAAGCAACACUUGGAAAAACACAUAAGAGCCCACACUGGCGAAAAACCUUUUUCCUGCUCAGUUUGUGAUCAAAGAUUCGCUCUGAAGCAAUACUUAAAACAACACACAAGAACCCACACUGGCGAAAAACCUUUUUCCUGCUCAGUAUGUGGUCAUAGAUUCGCUCAAAAACAAGACUUGAAAGUACACAUAAGAACCCACACUGGCGAAAAACCUUUUUCCUGCUCAGUUUGUGAUCAAAGAUUCGCUCAAAAAAUAACCUUAAAACGACACACAAGAACCCACACUGGCGAAAAACCUUUUUCCUGCUCAGGUUGUGGUCAGAGAUUCGCUCGGAAGGAUCGGAUGAAGAGACAUGUGUGUGCUGCUGUGAGAAGCAGUGGCCAAUGACUGUUUUGCCAGUCAUCCAUGCUGGCUUCAUCAGAUUUUGCAUGCAGGUUAGGUUAGGGUUGGGGUUACGUUCGUAUUUGUGGUACACUUUAUUUUUGUGAUUGCAUUUUUGUUUUGCCUUUGCCAUUUUGUAUCAAACUACACUUUUCACAUUUAAUAUUUGAAAGCGCAGACCCCAAAUUCAAAAUCAUUCAUAAAUAUUGUCAUUAAAUAAAUAUGGAAAUUUAGAAUACAUUGUUAAUUAUCGCAAAAAUAAUUAAAAGAAAAAAAAAAACAGGCUCAUAUAUGAGU
Molecule: messenger RNA, 2172 nt
Organism: Corythoichthys intestinalis (scribbled pipefish)
Lineage: Eukaryota; Metazoa; Chordata; Actinopteri; Syngnathiformes; Syngnathidae
Product: gastrula zinc finger protein XlCGF57.1-like
Exons: 3
Coding region: 91-1881 (596 amino acids)
Biological process (GO): regulation of transcription by RNA polymerase II
Molecular function (GO): RNA polymerase II cis-regulatory region sequence-specific DNA binding; DNA-binding transcription factor activity, RNA polymerase II-specific
Source: RefSeq, a predicted model, not a curated record